This is a messenger RNA of Cladophialophora bantiana CBS 173.52, 867 nucleotides long. RefSeq lists its product as uncharacterized. The transcript is spliced from 3 exons. Gene Ontology annotation, biological process: mycotoxin biosynthetic process. Bases 1 to 867 code for a protein of 288 amino acids. The record is from RefSeq and is a predicted model, not a curated record. NCBI's taxonomy places the organism in Eukaryota, Fungi, Ascomycota, Eurotiomycetes, Chaetothyriales, Herpotrichiellaceae.
AUGCCGUCUUCAUCCGACUACGCGUCCGACUCCUCAGGCGACACACUCAUCAAACAAGACUACCCUUCUUCUCCAUCUCCAUCAAGCUGCCCCUCUUCACCCAUUGACGAAAAGAAGCGGCGCCGCUACCACCGUCUUCACCCGCCAUCUUCGGCGUUGUCGAGCUUGCUCCUCUCGCGCAAGAACCUUGAUGGUGACGACGACGCCAGCGGAGGCUACGUGAUGCGUGACCCGCGGGCCCACCGAGUCCACAAGCUCUUGCUCGGGUGCGUAGGUGUUCUCUCCAUCCUGUGCGUGUCCCUCAUUAUUGCCGUGGUAAAGCUCAGCGCCACGCCCAAGGACGUCUUUCGACAUGUCCCGGAGGCAAAGGCGGAAGUCAUCCAUACUCCUGGCGUGAUGCCUCCGAUCUUGGGGCCUGAAUUUACCAAGAGGACGGUGCUCUUUCAGCGGAACGAGUCGUUCAUGGGAAGCAAGGAGAAAGCUUAUCCUGCAUGGCAUGAGAUCUUACACCGUGCACGCCAUGGCCGUGUGGCAUUCGACAGCAUGCCCGGCGAGUUUUACGGUGUUGCAGGAUACCAUCAACUCCAUUGUGUGUGGCUCCUCCAAUGGGCAGUCGAUUAUUCAGUCCGAGGGAUCGUGCCCGACGAGUUGACCGCCGAUCAUAUGUUCCAUUGCACAGAGUACCUGCGGCAGUCGGUUAUGUGCUACGCGGAUCCAACUUUGGAAAGGCGGUUUGAAGGCAUCCUGGGACCAUUCAGCGCCAACAAUACUCAUGUAUGUGGCGACUGGGAGAAGUUGAUGGAUUGGGCAGAUGACCAUAUCUACCUCGGACCGUACCUUAAUCCCACCACCAAGUUGCCACCUUAG